This is a messenger RNA of Uranotaenia lowii, 2269 nucleotides long. It is a transcript of the gene spag, whose product is annotated as RNA polymerase II-associated protein 3. The coding region runs from base 126 to 2075 and encodes 649 amino acids. The transcript is spliced from 6 exons. Gene Ontology annotation, molecular function: protein binding. Lineage: Eukaryota; Metazoa; Arthropoda; Insecta; Diptera; Culicidae. The record is from RefSeq and is a predicted model, not a curated record.
CGAAGCGUGUGUUUGUUGUUCAGGCAACUGACUGAAAGAGUGCCAAGUGUUUGUUCUCUCGCCAAAAAUAAGCAAUUUCUGUAUUUUUAAUUGAAAAUAUUUAGUGAAUCUAUCGCAUUGUGAAAAUGUCUAACGCUAUUGAAGCCCAGCUCGGAAUAAAAGCUAAAUGCGAACAAAUGCAACAAUGUCUGAAGGAGCAGUAUGAAUGGGAGAAGGAAAUGAAACAAAAAGAGGCCUUGGCCCGUCAGCAGCAAGCAGAUGGCGAGAAUCUUUCACCUCCAAUCAGAAGUCAAAUUGGCGAAAUGUACAAGUAUCUUCAAGAACAGUCUUUCACGGAGAAAAAGAAGUCCUCUUUGUCCAAUCAUAUUAAUACUUCAAACAUGGUUCAGGAAAGUGAGGAUUUGGUGGAAGCAGAUCGUCUGUUUGGAUUAGGUAACGAAUUCUGCAAACGUGCAAAAGAAAGCGAGGAUCCUGUUGUGUUCAAAGAACGAUAUGGCCAUUAUGCCAUCGAUAUGUAUACCAGGGCCAUUCAACUUAACAGUAAAAAGGCUGAUUAUUUUUUCCAUAGAGCGCUCUGUUUCUUCAAAAUGGAGCAGUUCGAAGAUUGCCUCAAAGAUUGCGAUGCAGCUCUUGAUUUGGAUAAAAGUUCGGUCAAAGUUUACCUUUGUCGCAUGCAAGCCUUCGAGUAUAUGGGAGAAAACAAGAAAGCUUACCUAGAGGGAAAAUAUCUGUUAAAGAUAGCGAAAGAUACUAAAGACUUGGACCGAACUAAGCAAGAUAUUGCUAGGAUCGAGAAACGAAUGAGACAUGACGGCGAUGUACACAAGGCUGAAGGAAACGAUCAUUUGAAAAACAAAAACUAUCUCAAAGCUCAAGAAUGCUUUACAAAAGCGAUAAACUCGUUUCCGUUUGAACCUAUUUAUUACCACAAUAGAAGUAUGGCAUAUUUUCAUUUAAAUCAACACGGACAUUGCUUAGAAGAUGCAAACAAAGCCAUCGAAUUGGAUUCAAAUUAUCAUCGGCCGUAUUAUCAGCGUAUGCGUUUACGAGAAAUAUCAGGCGAUUACAAUGGUGCAAUAAACGACUGCAAAAAGUUUCUUGAGUUGGUCAGAGAUGUCAAACAACAAUCAACUGCAAAAAAGGAUCUAGCAAAACUACAAAGCUUACUAGAACAGAAAGGUAAACCGCCUUCGUAUAACUGGAAUGAUUUACGCAAGAAUGCCACUAUUACAAAUUUCGUCCAAAAACCUCCUCACCUUCGUUCAAAGAAACCACUCAAAAGAAUCCAAAUUGCGGAAGUCUGUUGCGAUGCACCAAACUCAUUCAGUCCGUUAACGACAUCUGAUUAUGAAUCAAUUCCUGAAGCUGUUAUUGACGAAAUUUUCAACAAUAACACUGGGGAACGGUUGGCAGAACCAACCCAGGAUAUGCAAUUAGAUAACCUUUUUUCAUCGUCGCCAGACGUGUCCAACCGCUUAAGACAGUUCUUCUCGCCCCCAACUACUCCGUCUAGUCCUCCAUCCAAUUUACUGUCCCAAAAAUCGCCUGAGACAUCGCACCAGGAAACUAGUUCAAUCGAAUGUCGUGAAACAAAGAACUUGCUUCCAGAAGUGACGAAAGAAGCUGAAAAACCGCCCGCAAAGCAGGAAAAGAACAAUUCCAUAGAAAGGAGCGACAUUGAUUUGGUGAAACUUGAAUCAGAUAAUCCAUUCCCUUCAAUUCCACCAACAACCGUUCAGUUUUACCACAUUUGGAAUAAGCUGGAAACGCCUCAUGAGAAGUUUAUUUUUCUUAAGAGUCUUGAAAAUCAACCUCUCCAUGAACUUUUGGGAGCCACUAUGGGUAGCGCCAUGCUAACGGACAUUCUGCAAGUACUUGCGAAAAAUUGCGCCGCCAACAACUAUUCCCCCCUGAAGAUAAUGCAGCAAUUGGCCAAAUGUCAGCGAAUGGAUAUAUUGCUACCAAUGAUGAACGAAAUUGAUAAAUAUUCAAUGAUAAAAUUAUUCGAACUUUUGGACACUAUGGAAAAAGACAGCGAGCAGGCUUCAGCUGUAAAGAAAAGUUUGAUAGUUUAAGCGCGUGUUUCUAUGCCUUUCUAAUAGCAUGUAAAGAAAUAGUGAAACAGAGUUUAAUUAGCAUAUGGUGACUCAUUGAAAAUUGUUUAAAUUUAUCUCAUACGUUUGGGUCGUUUCAGCUUUUACGAUAUGAAUUCAUCCAUGGCUCAAUAUGUAAUACCUUAUUUGAAUAAAACAUUGCUAUGAUAGUGAAA